Messenger RNA from Prosopis cineraria, 1749 nucleotides. RefSeq lists its product as uncharacterized. Gene Ontology annotation, cellular component: cytosol. The record is from RefSeq and is a predicted model, not a curated record. Gene Ontology annotation, molecular function: protein-folding chaperone binding. NCBI's taxonomy places the organism in Eukaryota, Viridiplantae, Streptophyta, Magnoliopsida, Fabales, Fabaceae. Bases 318 to 1343 code for a protein of 341 amino acids. The transcript has 3 exons.
CAACUUAUUUAUUAGAUACCGUCAUCCCGAAAUAGGAUCUGCCAACCAUUUCCCAGUUAGGAGCUCCAAAUAGUUGAAUACGAAUCCGACUCCAAAUUCAACAGCACGAUUUCUGGAACCUUCUACAGAAUUCUCAAACGAUCAAAAUUAUUGCCGAAUCUCAUAGAGACUGGGAUCUCUCUCCCCAUUAAACACCCUCCUUCUCACACCAUCCUCUCAGCCAUUCAUUCAUCGAUUCGCAACUUCUAUCCGACCCGUGAUCUGCAAAGAUUGAGAAACUGAAGAAGAGAAAGAGAGCGGAGGAACAAGGUUCCAACAUGGGUGUCGAUUAUUACAAGAUCUUGCAGGUUGAUAAGAAUGCCAAAGACGACGACCUGAAGAAGGCUUACAGGAAGCUUGCCAUGAAAUGGCAUCCUGAUAAGAACCCCAAUAACAAGAAAGAGGCUGAAGCUAAAUUCAAGCAAAUAUCUGAAGCCUAUGACGUUCUCAGUGAUCCUCAAAAGAGAGCCAUCUAUGAUCAGUAUGGCGAAGAGGGUCUGAAAGGUGGGGUUCCGCCUCCCGAUGCUGGAGGAGCUUCUUCCUUUUCAACGGGAGAAGGACCGACGUCGUUUCGGUUCAAUCCCCGAAACGCCGACGACAUUUUUGCAGAAUUUUUUGGGUUUCCGAGCCCAUUUGGAGGCGGUGGCGGCCAUGGAGGGAUGAGGUCGAGGUUCUCUAGUGGGAUUUUUGGUGAUGAUGUGUUCGGAUCAUUUGGGGAGGGAAGGGGUGUCCAUAUGAAUCCAGGCGCUCCUCGAAAAGCUGCUCCGAUCGAGAACAGAUUGCCCUGCAGUCUUGAAGACUUGUAUCAAGGAACCACAAAGAAGAUGAAGAUCUCUAGAGAAAUUGCUGAUGCGAGUGGCAAAACCAUGCCUGUAGAGGAGAUCCUAACUAUCAAUAUCAAACCUGGUUGGAAGAAGGGCACAAAGAUAACCUUCCCAGAGAAGGGAAACGAGCAGCCAAAUGUGACCCCUGCAGACCUUGUUUUUAUUAUCGAUGAAAAGCCUCACAGUGUUUUCACUCGCGACGGAAAUGAUCUGGUUGUGACACAAAAGAUUUCUCUUGCGGAGGCCUUGACUGGUUAUACGGUGCAGCUGACUACCCUGGAUGGAAGAAACCUGACCAUACCAAUCAACAAUGUGAUUCAUCCAAGCUAUGAGGAGGUUGUUCCAAGAGAAGGAAUGCCGCUCCAAAAGGAUCCCACAAAGAAGGGAAAUUUGAGGAUAAAGUUCAACAUUAAAUUCCCAACUAGGCUGACAUCAGAGCAGAAGGCAGGAAUCAGGAAACUCUUGGGUGCCUCACCCUGAGAUCAUCCAAAAUUGAUGAGGCUUUCAUAUGGAAGUUAAGCCUCCUGAAAGGUUGAGUUAUUUCACUGUUUGAUUUGCUUUGAGAUUUCAUGGACUAAGAUAGCAAAAAGGUUGAAGAGAAUCUCUUAGUAGAUCCAAAAUUAAAAAAAAAAAAAAAGAAGAAGAAAAGAAUUCGAUCUUGGUUAUACUUGGCAUGAGUUUAGGGGAUGCGGAAGAAAUGUAGCACACUUGACAGAAUGGGAUAAUUUCGUUUCGUGUAUCUUUAGUAUAAUGAUACAAAUUUUGAUAGAUUAUUUUUGGUUUGUAAGAUUUGUCAUGAGAAUGGGAAAUAAGCACCUUUUGUUCCAAAAUGAUCAGAACAUGAAUUGGUUUGUUGGUGUAUAAAUGUAUGUCUUGUUUUGAUCUA